This is a messenger RNA of Fibroporia radiculosa, 471 nucleotides long. RefSeq lists its product as uncharacterized. Bases 1 to 471 code for a protein of 156 amino acids. The record is from RefSeq and is a predicted model, not a curated record. NCBI's taxonomy places the organism in Eukaryota, Fungi, Basidiomycota, Agaricomycetes, Polyporales, Fibroporiaceae. The transcript has 2 exons.
AUGAAGGCGGUGGGCGACCUGCUGCACGCCAGCGGUGCCUCGCUUGAGCGUCUGCUGGUCGAGUUUCCAGCGGGCGUCCCAGAAGAAGUCUCGCAGAACCAGAUCAGCCUGGUACACAAUACCGGCCUUCGCUCCGUGCAUUUCGGCGGGCUGAAUGCAGGCGCCUCGCGCACGUUCUUCUCCACCGACCUCUUUCCCUGGGUCACCACCAUGCUCUCACAGAUCCGGUCGAAACAUUUGCAAGAGGUGACGUUUGAUCUCGAGAUUACGUCCAUGAACGACCUGCUCAGUCUGGACUGGGAGCGAAUUGACCGCGAUCUGUCUAGGGAGGAGUUCAAGGGGCUGCUGGUAAUGUUUCAUAUCAGCUUGGAGGGUGCCGGCAGUCCAAUCGGGCAAGAUGUGCAGGAUUUGAUCUCGGAUCGCCUAGCUGGUUUUCGAGACAGGGGUACGCUGUGCGUCUCCUGCGUUUGA